AUGACGACUCAAGAUAAUUUCCACGAUGUCGAAACCGGCUCGGUUCCCGAACAGGGCGCCGCCGCCAUCUCCAAGCACUCUUUCGACACCUUUGCCGCCGAUGCUGCAGCAGAGCAGCCCUUGCGUCACAAAAUCGACUGGCACAUUGUUCCUGUCGUCGUCAUGCUAUAUCUCUUCUGCUUCAUCGAUCGAGCCAACAUCGGUAAUGCGCGCAUUGCCGGCCUUGAAAAGACCCUCAAGAUGAACCCAAAGUCGUACUACUUCUUGAUGGCGUUUGUCCGCAGCUUUGGCUCCGCUGUUGCCGUCCGCUUCCUCCUCGGUGUGGUAGAGGCCGGUAUGCUACCCACCAUCGCUUUCUACCUGAGCAGAUGGUACCGCAAAGACGAGCUCACCUUCCGCCUUGGCAUGUACAUCAGCACUGGUCCUGCCGCUGGUGCUUGCGGUGGUCUUCUCGCUUCCGCCAUCCUCAAGGUCCAUGGUAUCGGUAAAGUGCACACCUGGGAGCAGAUCUUCCUCGUUGAAGGCGUCAUCACCAUGGGUCUUGGCCUCAUUGGCUUCUUCACCCUUACCGAGAGCAUCCAAAGUGCGCGCUGGCUUUCUUCAGCUGAAAAGGCGCUUGCCGAGAAGCGACUAGCCAGCGAAAUGGUGGGGCAAAAGGUCUUGGUUGAUAAUGUCAAGUUUAAGAUGCUGUGGAAGGGCAUCACUUCACCCACCUCCCUAGCAUGUGCCUUGAUGUUCACCUUUUGCAACAUCACCGUCCAAGGUCUUGCUGUCUUCCUUCCCACCAUUGUCAAAGUUCUCUACCCUUCUCCACAGUACACAGUGAUCCAACAGCAGCUGCUCACUGUGCCACCCAACGCUGUUGGCACUCUGGCGGUGCUGUUGGUCGCGUACGCUUCCACAAAACUGCGUAAGUACGCCGUUUUUGUAUUCGGAUGCGGACUCUUCAUGCUCUCCGGCUACGCUGUAUUUUUGGGUAGCCACAACUUCCACGUGCGCUAUGCUGGCUCUUUCCUGUCGUGCCUCGGGGCUUUCAAUCUUGGAGCCCUCUUGCCAAGCUACGCAGCUGCCAACACCAACAACGACACGGAGCGAGCCGGCGCCAUUGGCGUUGUUGUUCUGUUCGGAAACCUUGGUGGCCUCAUCUCCACCUGGACCUACCUGCCUAAACAAUCACCCCACUUCGUCCCUGGUAAUUCGCUCAAUGUGGCAGGUGGAGCCUGCAUUUCGAUCAUCGUCGUCUUGCUCGUUCUGUGGCAGCGUAGUGAAAACGCCAAACGUGAAGCAGGCCUGCGUCAGUCUAGACUUGAGAACAAAACUCCAAGUGAGAUUGAUAUGCUCGGUAGCGACCAUCCCGACUUCCGUCUGCGCUGGUAG
Sporisorium graminicola is the source of this 1377-nucleotide messenger RNA. RefSeq lists its product as uncharacterized. The transcript is spliced from 2 exons. NCBI's taxonomy places the organism in Eukaryota, Fungi, Basidiomycota, Ustilaginomycetes, Ustilaginales, Ustilaginaceae. The coding region runs from base 1 to 1377 and encodes 458 amino acids. The record is from RefSeq and is a predicted model, not a curated record. Gene Ontology annotation, molecular function: transmembrane transporter activity. Gene Ontology annotation, cellular component: membrane. Gene Ontology annotation, biological process: transmembrane transport.